AUGCCUCCACGAAAGCGAAAAGCCGAAGCCCCCGAGACCCCCGUCGCAUCCGGCGGCCGCCGCUCAACGCGCAUCAGCUCGUCCGGAAAGAAGAGCCAGUACUUCGAGUCCGACUCCGACGAUGAGCUUGGAGACAAGAGCGAAUAUACCUCAGCAUACGAUGUCAAGGCCAAAAAUGGAAACGGCACUGUCAGGAAGAGAGGGAGGCCACCAAAGAACUCCGCGUCGCGUCAGACCUCCAGCGGCAAGAAGGCCAAGAUCGAGGACGACGACGACGCAGACGAGUUCCAAGAGGAAGUCGAGGAUGAGGAAGAUGACGAUGAUGAGCUGGACGAAGAUGAAGAGCCGCGGGUUACCAUCACACCACUGAACAAGAUGCGCGGUAUUGGAGGCGUCGAUUACGACGAUGAGAUGCUGCACCCGAAUACUCUGCUUUUCCUAAAGGACCUCAAGGCGAACAAUAAGAGGUCGUGGCUCAAGUCCAACGACCCCGAAUAUCGCCGCUCACUCAAAGACUGGAACAGCUACGUCGAAACCUUAAUGCAGAAACUCAUUGCCCUGGACCCCACCAUUCCGGAACUCCCUCUCAAGGACGUCGUCUUCCGGAUCUACAGAGACAUCCGCUUCAGCAACGACCCAACCCCCUACAAGCCGCACUACAGCGUCGCCUUCUCGCGCACGGGGCGGAAAGGUCCUUACGCCUGCUACUACGUGCAUUGCGAACCCGGCUCGUGCUUCAUCGGCGGCGGGCUGUGGCACCCGGACGCGUCCCACCUGGCGAAGCUGCGCGCGUCCAUCGACGAGCGGCCGCGCCGGUGGAGAAGGGUUCUGCUGGAGGAUUCGUUUCGGGCGACAUUCCUGCCUGGGGCAAAGAGGGGCGAUGAGAAGAGCUGCCUGAAAGCUUUCUGUAAGGCAAAUACAGAGAACGCCCUGAAGACGAAGCCAAAGGGCUUCGACGCCGAUCACCGAGACAUCGAGUUGCUCAAGCUGCGCAACUUCACGGUGGGCAAGAAGAUCCCUGACAGUGUUUUCACGGCGGACAACGGCCAGGACCAGGUCGCGGAUAUUAUCAGGCCCAUGGUUGGAUAUGUCAGUUUCUUGAACGAUGUGGUCAUGCCGGACCCGAACCUGGACAGUGACUCGAGUUCCGAGGAAGAAGACCAAGAUCAGGCUGAAGAUGAGGGGGAAGAGUGA
Molecule: messenger RNA, 1194 nt
Organism: Diaporthe amygdali
Lineage: Eukaryota; Fungi; Ascomycota; Sordariomycetes; Diaporthales; Diaporthaceae
Exons: 4
Coding region: 1-1194 (397 amino acids)
Source: RefSeq, a predicted model, not a curated record